AACACUACUCACGAAUGCAUUCAGAAUAGUUGAAGAAAAUGGUUUUAGAAGUUUUACAAGGGCAUAACUUCAAUAGAGAAAUAGAAGAAUUCUUCUCCUGUCGCAAUGUACUCUCUAUUCUCUUCUCCCCACUUUUCUUUAUUUUUAAUAAGCUUAGCAGAGUUUUUGGAAAGAAACAAAAUCUGCCACCAUCUCCACCAAGGCUUCCGAUCAUCGGAAACUUUCACCAACUUGGCCUACUCCCCCACCGCUCUCUUAGAGAUCUCUCUCAGAAGUAUGGACCCCUCAUGCACAUACACUUAGGAAAUGUCCCAUUUCUGGUUGUUUCCUCUGCUGAGAUGGCUAGAGAGAUCUUAUCAACUCAAGAUGUUGUGUUUGCAUAUAGACCCUUUGUGACCAUGGCUAAGGGGACUUGUUUUGGUGGUACUAACUUAGGGUUUGCACCCUAUGGAGAGUACUGGAGGCAGGCUACGAAGAUCUGUGUGAACGAACUACUGAGCAUCACAAAGGUCCAGUCAUUCAAAUCUUUGAGGGAAGAAGAAGUUUCUAUCAUGAUGGAGAAGAUAGUUGAGUCAUAUAAAAAAGGAACCAUUAUUGAUGUAGGUGACCUUGUACUUGCCAUGGCCAAUAGCUUGAUCUGCAAGCUUGUUUUGGGUAGAACAUACCAUGAUAAUGAUAGCAAACUCAGGAAUUUGAUAAGGGAGGUGGUGGUUCUCUUUGGAAAGUUUAGUUUGAGGGAUUUCGUCCCUUUAUUGGGAUGGAUUGACGUAAUCACUGGUUUAGCCAAGAAGAUGAAAAGACCUGCAAAAGAGUUGGGUGAUUUCCUUGAUAAAAUUAUCCAAGACCAUCUCACUACCAGAAUGGAUGAAGAUGUGUUAGAUCAACAAGACUUCAUGGAUAUUAUGCUCAAUACUGAGAAGGAUUCAAAGCUCAACAUCCACUUCACUCGAGGUGAAAUCACAGCAAUCAUCUUGGACAUGCUAGUUGCUGGAACUGAUACAACUGCUACGACUGUGGAAUGGGCAAUGGCGGAGCUAAUAAAGAAUUCCAAUAAGAUGAUGAAAGUUCAAGAAGAGGUAAGAAGGGUUAUGGCGAAGAAAUCCAAGGUUGAAGAAGAUGAUAUCUAUCAACUAGAGUACAUGCACUGUGUUAUUAAGGAGAGCCUAAGACUACAUCCUCCUUCUCCACUGCUGGUUCCUCGAGAGGCUAGUUUCGAAACCAUUAUAGAAGGUUAUAACAUCCCUCCAAGAACAAGAGUUUUUAUUAAUGUCUGGGCAAUUCAUAGGGACUCAAAGCAUUGGAGUAAUCCACAAGAAUUUAUUCCAGAGAGAUUUCUCAAUUCCCCAAUUGAUUUUCUAGGUCAUGACUAUGAAUACCUCCCCUUUGGAGCUGGACAAAGGGGUUGCCCUGGAAUUUCAUUUGGAAUGGCAUCUACUAAGUUAAUUCUGGCCAAUCUCCUCUACUGGUUUAAUUGGGAGUUACCUGAGAAUACUAAGAAGGAAGAUAUGGAUAUGACUGAAGCUCCUGGGACUGCACUCCACAAGAAAAUUCCCCUUCAUCUUCUUCCCAAAUCCAGCUUCUAAUUUCUCAAGUGUCAUGAGAUUCCUGGCUGUGUGUAAGCGUACCCUUCUAAUGGAUAAUAUAUAGUCCAUACAAUAAAGAAGGAAAUAAAAACAUUAUAUCUAAGACCUAUUUGGUGCACCA
This is a messenger RNA of Macadamia integrifolia, 1704 nucleotides long. RefSeq names its product cytochrome P450 71A1-like. The record is from RefSeq and is a predicted model, not a curated record. Gene Ontology annotation, molecular function: monooxygenase activity; oxidoreductase activity, acting on paired donors, with incorporation or reduction of molecular oxygen; iron ion binding. Bases 39 to 1583 code for a protein of 514 amino acids. NCBI's taxonomy places the organism in Eukaryota, Viridiplantae, Streptophyta, Magnoliopsida, Proteales, Proteaceae. The transcript is spliced from 2 exons.